UAAUAUGUUCCCCGCUAAAAAAAAAGUAGUAAUUGGAUUAAGUGGUGGAGUAGACUCGUCUGUGGCGGCUUAUCUUUUGAAAAAAGGAAAUUAUGAAGUAACGGCAAUUUUUAUGCAAAAUUGGGAUGAUUAUCUGGGAGGGCAAACCACCUCUAUUUGUUCCCAAACACAAGAUUGA
Molecule: messenger RNA, 178 nt
Organism: Racocetra persica
Lineage: Eukaryota; Fungi; Glomeromycota; Glomeromycetes; Diversisporales; Gigasporaceae
Source: the annotation of a GenBank genome assembly